Messenger RNA from Impatiens glandulifera, 2102 nucleotides. Its product is annotated as O-fucosyltransferase 20-like. Gene Ontology annotation, cellular component: cytoplasm. NCBI's taxonomy places the organism in Eukaryota, Viridiplantae, Streptophyta, Magnoliopsida, Ericales, Balsaminaceae. Bases 204 to 1814 code for a protein of 536 amino acids. The record is from RefSeq and is a predicted model, not a curated record. The transcript is spliced from 6 exons.
CCUGUCCCUACAAUGAUAAUAAAAAUACAAAAAUAUUUAGGCACAUUUAAACACGACUGUUUUCUUGCCAUCUCUGACAUCUUUUUAAAUACUCUCCAAACCAAACUCCGAUCAGUCGGACUUCCAGUUCCCGCCGCCCCCAUUUUCCGUUUAUCUCUCUCCUCUCUCUCUCUCUCUUUUCAUUUUCAUUUUCAGGCUCUCUAAUGGCGAAACAGAAGAAACAAGCCUACAUUUCAGUCCCAUCUCAAAUAAUCAGCUCCAUUUCCUCUUCCUCUCUCCAAUCUCUACUCCUUUCACCCAAAAAAGCCACAACAAAGAACAAGAAAAGACUCAUAUGGAAAACCCCAAAGAUCUGGUUUUUAUCUCUCUUUCUCUUUACAUUUACAGGAAUGAUACUUACAUGGCUCAAAUUAGCUCCUUUUUCUCCAUACCCAUGUCCUUUUUCCCAUCAAGAAUCAUCUUUUUCAUCUGGGUUCUCUCAAACCAGCCUAGUUGUCGAACCAAGAAGAGAGAAAGGAGGAAGAGGAGGAGAAGAAGUGAAAGAGUUCUGGAAACAACCAGAUGGGUUGGGUUUUAAACCAUGUCUUGAUUUCAGUCAAGAUUAUAAAAAAACAAGUGAAGAAAUUAAUAAUAAUGUUAAUGGAAAAACAACAAAGUAUCUUUUGAUAGUUGUUUCGGGUGGAUUGAAUCAACAGAGGAAUCAGAUUGUUGAUGCUGUUGUUAUUGCUAGGGUUCUUGGUGCUGUUCUUGUUGUUCCCAUUUUACAAGUCAAUGUCAUUUGGGGAGAUGAAAGUGAGUUUUCUGAUAUAUUUGAUUUGGACCACUUUAAGAAAGUUCUUGCCGGAGAUGUCCACGUUGUAUCAUCUUUGCCGUCGACUCAUCUUAUGUGGAGACCUGUCGAGGAUAAGAAGAUGCCGCCGAAUGCAUCGCCGGAGUGGAUUCGAUCCCAUUAUCUAAGAAAGUUUAGGAGAGACGGGGUAUUGCUCUUGCGUGGUCUUGAUUCGAGACUUUCUAAAGAUCUUCCUUCUGACUUGCAAAAGCUUCGUUGCAAGGUGGCGUUUCACGGGUUGAAAUUUGCUCCAAGAAUCUUGGAGCUCGGUAACAAACUUACUACAAGGAUGAGAAAUAAGGGUCCUUAUAUUUCUCUUCACUUGAGAAUGGAAAAGGAUGUUUGGGUAAGAACGGGUUGUCUUCCAGGUUUGAGCAAUGAAUAUGAUGAAAUUGUAACAAAUGAAAGAAAGCUUCAUCCCGAACUCUUAACUUCUAAAUCCAACAUAAGUUAUAACGAUAGGAAACUUGCGGGUCUUUGCCCUUUAAACGCUUUGGAGAUUACAAGAUUGCUUAAAGCUCUUGGAGCUCCAAAGGAUGCAAGAAUAUAUUGGGCAGGUGGGAAUCCUUUGGGUGGUAAAGAGGCUCUUCUUCCAUUAUCAAGUGAAUUUCCAAACUUGUUCAACAAAGAAGAUCUUGCUGAACCUGGUGAGCUUCGUCCGUUUGAGGGAAGAGCUUCGUUAAUGGCUGCAAUCGACUAUAUAGUAGCCGAGAAUAGUGAUGUCUUCAUGGCUUCUCACGGUGGAAACAUGGGUCACGCAAUUCAGGGUCAAAGGGCAUAUGCAGGGCACAAGAAGUUCAUAACCCCAAAUAAGAGACACAUGUUGCCCUACUUCCUCAACUCAUCGAUCCCAGAAGACGAAUUCAACAGGAUCAUAGUGGACUUGCAUCGUGAAUCGAUGGGACAACCCGAAGUGAGGAUGAGCAAAAUUGGAAGGGAUGUCACCAAGUUUCCUAUUCCCGAAUGCAUGUGCAAUGGCUCAUAAUCAAUAUUUUGAAAAGGGUCGAAUUUUCAUGCUGGCUUCGAGUCAUGAAAGCGAGUCGAGAAGAAGAAAAAUACAUACAUUGCCAGCUGGCUAUGGAUAAAAAGGGGUAAUAGAAUCAAUCCACUUAGGAUUAUUUGGAAAUAGCUUCAAUUCUUUCUUUUGAUUUUUUUUAUUAUUUUCAACUAUAGAUUAAUUCAUUCUUUAUAUUGUAUCCAACUAAUAGUGUAACAUUAUAGGCCAAUUAAUGUGUAUAUAAACAAUUAUGAAAUAAAAGCUUAUAUUUCAAUG